AUGUCCAACAAUCUCACUCGAGAGCAGGUCGCCUCUGCUCAACUUCAGGGCGACUAUGCAAUCAAGUCCGAGAGCUCCGCUCCCAAGCUGGACACAUCCCAAUGGCCCUUGCUGUUGAAAAAUUAUGACAAGCUGCUCGUGCGGUCAGCACAUUUUACGCCCAUACCAUCAGGAUGCAGUCCUUUGAAGCGCGACAUUGUGACAUACAUAAAAUCAGGUGUUAUAAACCUCGACAAGCCAUCAAAUCCCUCCUCCCAUGAAGUCGUUGCAUGGCUGAGACGCAUCUUGAGGGUUGAAAAGACUGGUCACAGUGGCACUCUCGAUCCCAAGGUGACUGGAUGCUUGAUUGUCUGUAUCGACCGUGCAACCAGGCUCGUCAAGUCACAACAAGGUGCAGGAAAGGAGUAUGUUGCCGUGCUCCGUCUCCAUUCUGCCCUUCCCAACCCCACAUCCCUCCCUCGCGCCAUUCAGACACUCACCGGAGCAUUGUUCCAACGCCCACCACUCAUUUCUGCCGUCAAACGCCAGUUGCGAAUACGCACCAUUUAUGAGUCAAAUCUGCUCGAAUUCGACGAAAAGCGUAACCUUGCUGUAUUCUGGGUAUCAUGCGUCGGCGGACACAUGCAAGAGCUGCGAAGAGUCAGAAGUGGUGCGCUGAGCGAGAAUGACAGCAUGGUCACUAUGCACGAUGUGCUAGAUGCUCAGUGGGUAUACGAUAAUACACGCGAUGAGUCGUACCUCCGCCGCGUCAUUCGACCCCUCGAGUCAUUACUGAUCGGGUACAAGCGAAUUGUUGUCAAAGAUAGCGCGGUCAAUGCUGUCUGCUAUGGCGCGAAAUUGAUGAUUCCUGGGUUGCUCCGUUAUGAAGCUGACAUUUCGCUUAACGAGGAGGUCGACAAUUUCUUUCCAGGUGAAGCGAUAGCGCUUGCUAUCGCUCAAAUGUCAACUGUGGAACUUGCCACAUGCGAUCACGGUGUGGUUGCUAAAGUCAAACGGUGUAUCAUGGAGCGUGACACCUACCCGCGUCGCUGGGGUCUUGGCCCGAAGGCAUUGGAGAAAAAGAAGAUGGUUAAGGAGGGCAAGCUCAGCAAAUUCGGCGAGAAGAUUGACGGUGUUACACCAGCGGAAUGGAGUAGGGACUACGUGGAUUAUAACCGGGAGCAACCGACCGCGGGCCCAUCGACUGUAGAGAUUCCCCCCUUGCCGGCUGCUGAGCAGGUCACUGAAGUCAGCUCGACAAAAGAAACGGAGAAAAAGAGGAAGAGGAAGUCGGAAGUGCUCGAUGCAGGUGCUGAUGCUGACGUUUCGAUGGUGAACGCCCAGGGGGAAAAUGACGACGAGGCGGAACGAGCGGAGCGGAAACGACUGAGGAAAGAGAAGAAGGCGAAAGAGGCGGCAGAAAAGGGAGAGGAUGCUGAAGAUGACGAGGCUAGAAGAGAGAGAAAGCGGCUAAGGAAGGAAAAGAAGGCGCGUGAAUCCAUGGGUGGUGACUCAUAG
Messenger RNA from Fibroporia radiculosa, 1497 nucleotides. RefSeq lists its product as uncharacterized. Gene Ontology annotation, biological process: mRNA pseudouridine synthesis; box H/ACA sno(s)RNA 3'-end processing; snRNA pseudouridine synthesis. Bases 1 to 1497 code for a protein of 498 amino acids. The record is from RefSeq and is a predicted model, not a curated record. Gene Ontology annotation, cellular component: box H/ACA snoRNP complex. Lineage: Eukaryota; Fungi; Basidiomycota; Agaricomycetes; Polyporales; Fibroporiaceae. Gene Ontology annotation, molecular function: pseudouridine synthase activity; RNA binding. The transcript has 6 exons.